ACUACACUUCACUCCACCACAUACCACACCUCACCAUGUCCAAGCAAAGAUUCAUUGACCUCUUUGACGAGUUAGCCGACGACUUGAAGCAAAUCUUGCUCGACUACAAGAUGCCAGAAGCUGCCGUCGACUGGUUCCACAAGAACUUAUACUACAACACUCCAGGAGGAAAGUUGAACCGUGGGUUGUCAGUGAUUGACACCUACGCCAUUCUCAACAACACCACUGCCGACAAGUUGAGCGACGAGGAGUACAAGAAGGUUGCCGUUUUGGGAUGGGCCAUCGAGUUGUUGCAAGCCUACUUCUUGGUGGCUGACGACAUCAUGGACCAGUCCAAGACCAGAAGAAGCCACCCAUGUUGGUACUUGGUCGAGGGUGUGGGCAACAUUGCUAUCAACGACUCUUUCAUGUUGGAAGGUGCCUUGUACAUGUUGUUGAAGAAGUACUUCCGUGAAGAACCAUACUACGUCCACUUGUUGGAAUUGUUCCACGACGUGACUUUCCAAACUGAGUUGGGUCAAUUGUUAGAUUUGGUCACUGCUGACGAAGAGGUGGUCGACUUGGACAAGUUCUCCUUGGACAAGCACUCGUUCAUCGUCAUCUUCAAAACUGCAUACUACUCCUUCUACUUGCCAGUCGCUUUAGCCAUGCACAUGGCUGGAAUCAGCAAGGACUCCGACUUGAAGCAAGUUCACGACAUCUUGAUUCCUUUGGGUGAAUACUUCCAGAUCACCGACGAUUUCUUGGACUGUUUCGGUACCCCAGAACAAAUCGGUAAGAUUGGUACUGACAUCAAGGACAACAAGUGUUCUUGGGUCGUUAACCAAGCCUUGUUGCACGUCACCCCCGAGCAGAGAAAGGUGUUGGAUGAAAACUACGGUAAGAAGGAUGACCAGUCCGAAGCCGUCUGCAAGCAGUUGUUCAAGGACUUGGGAAUUGAAAAGAUCUACUACGACUACGAAGAAAGCGUCACCAGCGACUUGAGAAAGAAGAUCCAGUCGAUUGACGAAUCCAACGGCUUGAAGAAGGAAGUCUUGACCUCGUUCUUGAACAAGGUUUACAAGAGAUCCAAGUAAUUGUGUCUACAUAGACUAGCGAUAUUUCUAAUAAAGGUCACA
This is a messenger RNA of Suhomyces tanzawaensis NRRL Y-17324, 1118 nucleotides long. It is a transcript of the gene ERG20, whose product is annotated as bifunctional (2E,6E)-farnesyl diphosphate synthase/dimethylallyltranstransferase. Gene Ontology annotation, cellular component: cytoplasm. The record is from RefSeq and is a predicted model, not a curated record. The transcript has a single exon. Gene Ontology annotation, molecular function: dimethylallyltranstransferase activity; (2E,6E)-farnesyl diphosphate synthase activity. Bases 36 to 1076 code for a protein of 346 amino acids. NCBI's taxonomy places the organism in Eukaryota, Fungi, Ascomycota, Pichiomycetes, Serinales, Debaryomycetaceae. Gene Ontology annotation, biological process: trans, trans-farnesyl diphosphate biosynthetic process.